AAAUAUUUAGCAUAUGAUUUGAAUCAAAACACACACCAAAAUACACUCACAUCCAUAUUGGUUUUGUAUAUCAUGUCUUCUAAAUUUAAUUUUCACAACGAGCUCGAUAAUAGCCGAGGAGUUGGAUGGAAUGUCCGAGUUCGUCUUCUACGCGUGUGGACAAAGAUGGAUUUCAAUGAUGAUAAUGAAAUCUCCAUGAUUGAGAGCGUCUUAAUCGAUGAAAAGGUCAAUAGGGUCGUUGCUGAAAUUAAAAAAGACCUAAUAUACAAGUUUCAAGAUCCCAUGAAGGAGGGAGAGUACAAACAAAUAAGUCAUUUUGGUACGGCUACUGACAAAGAGUUCCAAAGAUAUAGUGAUAACAAAUACAAAAUAAUAUUCAAACGCAGUAUCAAGAUUGCGACAAUUCCUGAGUUUGUGGAUCGUCCUUAUAUUGGUGAAUAUGGUUUUCAGUUCCUGAAAUUUGCUGACAUCAUAAACAAAAGGAUGUCAUAG
This is a messenger RNA of Oldenlandia corymbosa var. corymbosa, 492 nucleotides long. NCBI's taxonomy places the organism in Eukaryota, Viridiplantae, Streptophyta, Magnoliopsida, Gentianales, Rubiaceae. The record is from the annotation of a GenBank genome assembly.